CAAACAUGGCGAUUUCAUUCGGGGAUACCUCAAGGGUGGUCGAGACUUACCACCUUAGUUGGUCCCACUAAACAGCUGCGCAAUGACAGUGACAUCCACGAUUUAGCCUAAAGGUUGCACAAGCGAUACCCCAAUUCCCAGGAUGGCUGGUGCCGGGAACGCGGGGCGAUGUUGCAACCCUCGAUCUCUUGUCCCUGGAAUUUGGUAUGCUAGAAUCAUGAAAGCCAUGGCUCGGGGUUCGGGCAAUCUCUUUGUCGAAAGCUGAUUGGAGGAAUACCUCGGCACAGCGGAAGCACUAUGUUAACACGCAGAUGAACAUUGCCAUGCGUCUAUUCGCAUGGCCGUGCGGAGCCGCCGUCACCGCCAUGCAAAUGGGCCGGAUUCUAUAAGAGAUCCAAGUCUUGGCUUCUGGAUUUCUUGCUGCUUGGACAUUCCCGCCUCGGUUGUUGACUCGCUCUACUGCCAGAAAUCAUCUUGUGAUGUUGCGCUCUCUGUACUUGGCAGCCUUGUCGGCGACGGCUUUGGCAGCCCCAUCCCCGAGGAGUCUCAAUUCAGACAUCGCCAUAUUGAUAUACAAUGACUUGCAAGGAACCGCCUCCGCAGGCGCAGACUCCGGCGUCAUCGUCCUAGAAGCGCGGUCAUAUAACGACGCCAAUGCAGCUUGUGCAGUAUUGGGCGAGCAAUUGUGGUCACCGAGGAAUGGGACCUCAACGCCAACUUUAGACUACCUCAAGUAUCUCAAUUCUGAAAAAGGAGAAUCACGGUUCUGGAUUGCUUCCAAAGGAACAAUCAGUAGCACAAUUGACUACGAUGGCCGCACGUCUAGAACAGCACCCUCGACUAAGCUUCCAGUCCUCUGCACACAAUCUGCUCCAUUCUCAAAUGAGACAGUCAAGGAUACGAGUGAGAAGUGGCAAGUCAUGGUCCACUCCAAUAACGAGUAUUUGACUGGCUUCCGGGAUCGUUAUAGCUUCCGGUUCUUGGGUGUUCGUUAUGCUUCACAGCCCCAACGCUUCACAUACUCAACGCCAUAUGUCGGAAAUGGCGACCAAGUAUCAGCCUCAGAGUAUGGUUCCCAGUGUGUUCAGGGCGGCAACACAGGCUCGGAGGAUUGUCUGUUCUUGAACAUCUGGACCAACUUCUUGCCUGGACCUCAUUCCUCCAAGAAGAACCUUAAACCAGUCAUGAUCUGGAUUCAUGGCGGUGCCUUCACAGGCGGUACUGGAAAUGAUCCGACAGCGGAUGGUGGCAACCUGGCAUCGCGCGGCGACGUUGUCGUGGUCGACAUCAACUACAGGCUGACGACUUUGGGCUUCCUUGCUCUGAACGACGGCAAGACCAAUGGAAAUUUCGGACUCGCAGACCAAGUCAAUGCGCUGGACUGGGUAGAGAAGAAUAUUGCGAACUUUGGUGGCGACCCUCAUCGCAUCACAAUCUUCGGCCAGUCUGCAGGCGCCGGCAGCGUACGUGCUCUUAUCGCGUCUCCUAAGGCCACCGGCAAGUUUGCAGCGGCAAUUCCUCUUAGCAACUUGGGUGGAAUAAACUACGGCACUACUUACUCAAAAUACUACACCAUCGACCAAGAGAUGGCAGUCGCGGGUUAUGCCAUUCUCAAUGCUACCAACUGCACAAAUGCAGUCUCUCAAGUUGAUUGCUUACGAGCUGUGUCGGCCUAUGAUCUCGCCAACCUGGCCACAGUUGCCAGAUAUCCCGUAGUAGACGGUACGUAUCUGGUAGCCGAUGAACUCCAGCUAUACGGCUCUCCGCUUAAUGUGCGCCUGAUGUUGGGUACCACCCGCGACGACGGAGCUGCUAUGAUCAGUUUUCCUAAGAUUACAAACCAGUCAGCAUAUCUAAAUGCCUCCGGGUUCUCAGUACCGCCAGCGAACUUGUUCCCCAUACCAGCACUCGAAAACCAGACGCUCGCACUGUACAAUAUGAGUGCACGACUAGCGACAGAUGGCAUCUUCCGCUGUAUCGACCAGGCCACUGUCAAGACUGGGUUAGAAACUGGUGUCUUCCAGCCGAAUGUUUACUACUACGAGUUCAAUCGUACAUAUCAGAUACAGGGAUGGCCCGCACUUGACGUAUGCGAACCGCCAAAGACUGCAAGCCACCCAUAUGGUGACCCCAAUGGAGAAUACUUCAAAUGCCAUUCGGGUGAGUUAUAUUAUGUCUUCGGCAAUCUGGUACGUCAAGGUCUGCCGAUGAGAGAUGAGAAUGACUUGCCCUUCGAGCAAUUUGUACUUGACUCUUUUGCUUCAUUCGCGAGAGCUUAUGACCCCAACCCGGACCUUGGGUACUUGAAGGCUAGGGGUUAUCACAACACGAUCGAUGAGCUGGCUAAAGCAGGCAAGUGGCAGCCAUCCACGAAGAAGAGUCUGACAAAGCGAACGUUACAAUGGCCAAGUUUCCAAGGCCCUUUCACGGAAUUAGAGCAGUGUGAGGCUUUAGGCUUGAGUAUCGACUACUAUGAGAGGCGAUUCUCUUAGAAACCCCUUUCUGUGACCUAUGAAUAGGGCUCAAUGGGUAAUGGCACAAACUCUUGUUAGAUAAUUAUU
Messenger RNA from Truncatella angustata, 2561 nucleotides. RefSeq names its product Alpha/Beta hydrolase protein. Bases 480 to 2492 code for a protein of 670 amino acids. The record is from RefSeq and is a predicted model, not a curated record. The transcript is spliced from 4 exons. NCBI's taxonomy places the organism in Eukaryota, Fungi, Ascomycota, Sordariomycetes, Amphisphaeriales, Sporocadaceae.